This is a messenger RNA of Puccinia triticina, 2091 nucleotides long. RefSeq lists its product as uncharacterized. The transcript has 16 exons. NCBI's taxonomy places the organism in Eukaryota, Fungi, Basidiomycota, Pucciniomycetes, Pucciniales, Pucciniaceae. The record is from RefSeq and is a predicted model, not a curated record. Gene Ontology annotation, molecular function: actin lateral binding. Gene Ontology annotation, cellular component: plasma membrane; cell junction; actin filament bundle. The coding region runs from base 1 to 2091 and encodes 696 amino acids. Gene Ontology annotation, biological process: actin cytoskeleton organization; actin filament bundle assembly.
AUGCACAGCGGCCAUCGUUCGAGUCAGAGUGUUUCAGCCGUCUCAGCAGCCCCCACACCCUCCUUCGCCGACCGUCCCUUCCCCGCUCAUGCCGGAAACUCCGUCGUCACUUCUACCUACAGACCCCCCACGAUCAGUGCUAGGGAAACUACUGAAUUCGAGGACGUUCAGGCUAGGACGUUUUGUAAAUGGCUCAAUGCCAAGCUGGAUGUGCGCAAGGUGGCGCCGAUGUCGAACUUGAGUCAAGACUUAUCGGAUGGCACGAAUUUAAUCCAGCUCAUGGAAAUCAUGGGCGAUGCUUCGUUGGGGCGUUACAAUCGGACACCAAGGAUGCGCGUUCAGAAGGCCGAAAACGUCAACAAAGCCCUCCAGUUCAUUCAAUCCCGCGGAGUCACUCUGACCAACAUCGGCCCCGAAGAUGUCAUCGACGGCAAUCUCAAGCUAAUACUGGGACUCAUUUGGACCCUUAUCCUCCGGUUUACUAUCGCCGAUAUCAGCGAAGAGGGUGUCAACGCAAAAGAAGGUCUCUUGUUAUGGUGUCAGCGGAAGACGCGUGGCUACGAAUCUGUAAACGUCACAGAUUUCAGCGGUAGCUGGCAAGACGGUUUGGCAUUAUGUGCACUUAUUCAUCAUCAUCGACCGGAUCUGAUCGACUGGGACAGUCUGCCCCGGGGAGAUCGGCACGCUUGUACGCAGAUGGCCUUUGAUAUCGCUGCCACCAGCUUAGGUAUACCCCAACUGCUUGAAAUAUCUGAUCUGUGUGAUGCUACAAAGCCCGACGAACGAUCUGUGAUGACCUAUGUUGCCCAAUACUUCCACGCCUUUUCAUCUAUGGAUAAAACGGAAGUAGAAGCCCGACGGGUCGCGAAUUUCGUCGAGAACCUGAAAUCAAUAUGGACGUCGAUGAAUGAUUACGAACGACGGGUGACGGAAUUGAUGGACGAGAUCCGACAGACGAUAGCGACUCGAUUGACGAGCACUCUGCCCUCGACAUACCUACUCAUCAAAGAACUUGCCGCGGACUUUCAAAAGUAUAAGCAGACUACCAAGCGAGGCUGGGUCGCCCAAAAAAACGAGGUUGCUGGCUUGCUUGGUAACAUUGUCACCAAACUCAGGACGUACAACCUGAGGACCUAUGUCCCCCCUGAUGGAUUGAAAUUGACUGAUCUGGAGGCGUUCUGGAAAGAGUUGCUUGUCACUGAAGCUAAGCGGUCAAGAUCCAUCAACGCGAGCAUCCAAGAGAUCAAAGAAGGUUUGCGAGUCCGAUUUGCCGAUUUAGCCAAUGCUUUCGAGCACCAGCUUCAUCAAUACGCAUUAGAAUUAGCCGCGCUGACGGGUCCACUAGAUGACCAACUAGCCCGAGCCAAGGGAAUCCAAACCAUCCUAGGCGAGGAGUUCUCGUCCUCACUGGCGCGCGUCAAACAGGCCGAGCAGGACUGUCUCGAGGCGAACGUCGAGGAGAACGAUUACACCGUCUAUACCGCUGACGACCUCGAGUUCGAGACCGAGGAGGUCCGCAAAUCUGCGGCCCGAAAGAUCGCCUUCGUUGAGAAUCAAAUCAUCUCGGCUGGGAUGACCAAGCUAACGCCGGCUCAGAUCGAAGAGUUCGAAACGACCUUCCGGUAUUUCGAUAAGGAUGAAGAGAAUAAACUGGGUCUACCUGGGUUCAGUGCGGCGCUGGCGAGUUUAGGGAUUGUAUAUUCGGACUCGGAUACGGAGCAUAUCCAUAACCAGAUUGCUGGUAGAGACGGGAUGGUCACUUUUGAAGCCUUUGUUGGGUUCUUGGUUCAGAUCACUGAGGACACCACUUCACCCGACCAAGUCAGGGAAUCCUUCCGGGGCAUUGCUGGCGAGAAGCCGUUUCUUACAGAGCUCGAUCUUCGCCACGCGCUCGUCCCGCAGUCGGCCAUCGACUACCUCCUCGAAGCCAUGCCCCCCUUCUCCUCUGAUAAACAAGACAAUGUCGACUCUUCUCCCGCUGACAAUCCCCAUCCUUCCUCUUCGAAUCCUGACGAUCCCAAUGGACAGGCAUCUUCUCCUCCGGCUUUCGACUACGAACUCUUCUUGUCUCAGUUAUUUGAAUUUGAUUGA